Molecule: messenger RNA, 1212 nt
Organism: Pseudopipra pipra
Lineage: Eukaryota; Metazoa; Chordata; Aves; Passeriformes; Pipridae
Gene: AK6
Product: adenylate kinase 6
Exons: 5
Coding region: 84-599 (171 amino acids)
Cellular component (GO): cytoplasm; nucleus
Molecular function (GO): ATP hydrolysis activity; ATP binding; AMP kinase activity
Source: RefSeq, a predicted model, not a curated record
GCCUGCCCGCGCGGUGACGCCAUCGGCGCGCGCCGGCGGCGGCGGAGGCCCCGCGCACGUGUCUCCAGGGCGACGGCGGCGCCAUGAGGCGGCCGAACGUGCUGAUCACCGGCACUCCGGGCGUUGGGAAAACCACGCUGGGAAAGGAACUGGCAUCCAGAGCAGGGCUGAGCUACAUCAACGUGGGGGACCUGGCCAAGGAAGGGGAGCUGUACGAGGGCUUUGAUGAGGAGUACGACUGCCCCAUUCUGGAUGAGGACAGGGUGAUCGACGAGCUGGAGGACAGGAUGAGGGAGGGUGGGGUGGUGGUGGAUUACCACGGCUGUGACUUCUUCCCCGAGCGCUGGUUCCACAUCGUGUUCGUGCUCCGCACAGACAACUCCUUCCUCUACGACAGGCUGGAGAGCAGGGGCUACACAGGGAAAAAGCUGCAAGACAACAUUCAGUGUGAGAUUUUUCAGACUCUUUAUGAAGAAGCUAUGGAGUCAUACAAAAAGGAAAUUGUGCACCAGUUACCCAGCAACACUCCAGAGGACCUGGAGAGAAACUUGGAUCAGAUUAUGCAAUGGAUUGAGCAAUGGAUGAAGGACAACAACUGACUCUGGGUGGAACAGUAACUGCUGAAUCUCUUCCUGGGAGGGUUCAAUGAAUGACAUUCAUUUUGUAGCAGUUAACGUGAAUUUUACUGUAACUGGAUAUGGUUGGGGAGUAGAAGGUUUAGAACAGCCAAGUUUGUGAAUGUUUGGAACAGCCUCUGAAGCACCCUGGGAGAGACACACAGGAGAACCCACACAAGUGAAUGGAAGGAUGGAAACAGCACCAAAUUUCUCAGUAGAGAAAUUUUUUUUGACUGUAUUGUUCAAUAAUUGAGAACUCUUUGGGCCUCACAAUUAAAACCAAACCAUGAACUCACCCCAGAAAAACUGUAAAAUACUGAUAACUGGUGGCACUUUGGAUUUCUAGAGGGUGCAACAGUGUCCUGAAAAGGGGUUAAUCUAAAGCUGAGUUGUGAGACUGGAAACUGCUGUGCCCCACUGUCCUUGGGUGUGAGGCUAAUGCAGACAAGGGGUUGGUUCAGGUUAAGGAAGGAAGUGACAUGGUAACAGUUAUUUUAAAAUUCACAGAACUUUGGGAAUUCCUUCACGGGUAAGGACGCAUGGGCUGUAUCUGCACUGGUGUGGAAUGCUGAACAAUAAAGAGCAAUAAGCUUUC